Messenger RNA from Paramecium primaurelia, 1629 nucleotides. The record is from the annotation of a GenBank genome assembly. NCBI's taxonomy places the organism in Eukaryota, Ciliophora, Oligohymenophorea, Peniculida, Parameciidae.
AUGAAUGCUAAAUUUGAUGCUCCAUGCAGAUUUUAUGUACAAGGAAAUUGUAGAGAAGGAGAUCAAUGUAAAUAUUCUCAUGAUACAUCAAAUAUUGAGAAAGUUGAUUUAGUUAGAGAUGAGAGGGGAAAAUUGAAUUUGAAGAAUGGUUAUUAAUCAUAAAACAGAAAAAAUGUUAGAGGCAGAGGAAGAGGGUAGAUAGAUAGAUAUCAAGAUGAGGAAUAAAUUAAAGACUAUAAUAAAAUAGAUAAAAGUGAAAGGGUUGAUUAUAAAUAAAGAUAGCAAUAAUAAAAUAAUUCAUAUGAAUAAAAAAAUGUCUAAAAAUUUGGAAAACAAUUGGAAGGGAAUGAGAAUAGAUAAAUAAAAUAGAAAUAGGAUCGAAAUUUGGAUUAAUAGGAAAAUUAGAUUGAUUAAUUUGUAAAUAGAGAGAGAAAUAAUGUUAAUUCUGAGAGAUGGUAAAGACAUGAAAAUAUAGAUAAUGAAGAUGAUUAUAAAUAAUUUCGUUAAAAUACUAAUGUAAGAGGAAGAGGAGGUAGAGAAAAUACAUUUACAAGAAGAGAUUAAAUAUAAGAUAAAGAGAAAGAGUAAUAUAGAGGAAAUUAGAGCGAAUAGUAAAUAGAAACUGUUAGUAUAAUAAAGAAAGUAAAAAAGAAUGAAAUUUAAGUAAAGAAAAGGUAUUAAGUCUUAAAUUUAGAAUAAAAGAAAAAUAUAGAUAAUCUUAUUUAAAUAGCAGGAUAUAAUUAUUAAUUUUUAGGUAUUUUAAAAUCAAAUUCAAUUGAUUUUUAUUAAAUUCUAUUUAAAAGAAGUGGAAUUGAAAUAAUAGAUGAAGAAAAGAAAGUAACAAUUAGUCAUUUAGAUAAAUAAUUUAUUUCUGCAUUUAUAUAAGAGCAUUAAAAUAAUGUAUAUACACUUGUGAUAUAAUUUUAAAAAGAAGAGGAAUCAUUAAAGAAUUUAUUAAUAUUUCAUAAUGUGUUUCAGCAGUAGUUUCCUUAGAUAAUAUCUGAUAUUUCAAUGAAAGAAAUAGUUUAUACAAAUUUUGAGGAUGGAUUACUAUAUACAUUUUGUAAAGAUGGUUUAAUAAGAAUAUUCUAAUAGAAUGUGAUAGGAUAAUUCAAGUAUAUUUAACAUUACAAUGUUGAAUAAUGUAUGGAGAGUGUAAUAAAAGUUGGAAGUAAUUAUUUAAUUGGAAUGAAAAGUGGUUAACUAUAUUUAUUUAAUGGAAUCAUUAUUACUGAGAUACCAUUUAAAUUUACUUAGAAAUGUACAUAAAUGAUUAUAGACUUCAAUAGAGUAAUUUUGAAGAUGGAUGAUGAUGAUUAAACAUCAAUAUAUAUAUUGAAUUAGAAAUUAGAGAUAAUUGGACCUAUUUAUAAUGGAGAAAAAGUUAUUUGUUUAGAAUUAAUAAAAAGUUAUGAAAAUGAUAAAUUGUUUAUUCUUGGACUUAGUGAUUCUGUUGAGAUCUAUACAGAAAUUGAUAAUAAAUUAUAUUCAAUAAAUGUGAUUUUGAAUUUGAAAUUGAUGUAAAUGAAGAAGAUUGAAAUUACUAAUGAAAAUAUGGUUACUUAGAAAUUUAUUGUAGGAGAAUAUAAUGGAGAAUUGAAAAUAUUCAGUGUAGUACCUGAAUAAUGA